This is a messenger RNA of Teleopsis dalmanni, 961 nucleotides long. Its product is annotated as angiopoietin-related protein 1-like. NCBI's taxonomy places the organism in Eukaryota, Metazoa, Arthropoda, Insecta, Diptera, Diopsidae. The transcript is spliced from 5 exons. Bases 59 to 880 code for a protein of 273 amino acids. The record is from RefSeq and is a predicted model, not a curated record.
UUGCUUAGUACUACAGUUGAACUCAAAUAGUUGACAUCUACAGCAAAAGUUUAGAAAAAUGUUUAAAAUUUUAUAUACUUUUAUAUUUGUGAUCUAUUUACUAGAGAUUGGAACAGCAUAUUCUGCAACAAAAUAUAAAAGUACGAAAACACCCACUGUCGAUAUUUCAUACUACCAAAAAAAUCCCACAAACUGUUAUGAAGCAACAGGCAAUACAGGAAAAAGUGGUGUUUAUACGCUUGACAUAGAGGGCAAAUCCUUUCUAGCUUACUGUGAGGCAGAUAUCAACGGCGGUGGCUGGCUUGUGAUACAGCGUAGACAAGAUGGCACAGUAGAUUUUAAUCGUAAUUGGACAGAUUAUCAAUCGGGUUUUGGGAAUAUUAACGGCGAAUUUUUCUUUGGUCUUAAUAAGUUACAUACAUUAACUAAUAAAACCGCACAUGAGCUCAUGAUUGUCACGCGACUAUUUGACUCCACUGUACUCGAUGGAAAAUAUGACUACUUUUUAGUUGGAAGUGAGACUGAAGGAUACAGCUUGAAAAAACUUGGUUUUCCUUCCGGAAUUAUUACAUUUUCUCUAGGGUGGAAUGAAGGCUUGAAAUUUUGGACUAAAGAUAGAUAUAAUAAUUCUUUAUGCAAUAAAAAUUUAACUGAAGCUAUAAGUGGAGGUUGGUGGACUAAUUGUUUGGACCAUAGGGAUUUUUAUGUAAAAGAAGCGUUCUUACUGCCUCCCAUUAUGUCAUUUUACGACUUCGCCAAUACUAACUUAAAUGGCAUUUACAAUCGUGAAGACAACACAAACGAGGAUCUAUCAAUCGGGGUUGACAGAAACAUGACAAUAAAAUUUGUGCAGAUGAUGAUCCGUCCCACUGGAUUUUAAUCAACAACUGUGACUUUUUGUAAUACUAAUUUGUAAUAAAAAAAUUCUAAUUAAUUAAAAAUUUUAAUAAAUAUGAAUAAA